AUGGGGGAUGCUGCGGACCCCCGGGACGGGAGGAGGACGUUCAUUGUUCCAGCCAUCAAGCCCUUCGACCACUACGACUUCUCCAGGGCCAAAAUCGCCUGCAAUCUGGCCUGGCUGGUGGCCAAGGCCUUCGGGACAGAAAAUGUGCCAGAGGAGCUUCGAGAGCCAUUUUACACAGAUCAGUAUGACCAGGAACACAUCAAGCCGCCUGUUGUUAAUUUGCUUCUCUCGGCUGAACUGUACUGUCGCGCUGGGAGCCUCAUUCUCAAGAGCGACGCUGCCAAGCCCCUUUUGGGCCAUGAUGCUGUCAUCCAGGCUUUAGCGCAGAAAGGUCUUUAUGUCACUGACCAAGAAAAAUUGGUAACAGAACGAGAUCUCCACAAGAAACCCAUACAGAUGAGUGCUCACCUGGCCAUGAUGGACACCCUCAUGAUGGCGUACACCGUGGAGAUGGUCAGUGUGCAGAAGGUGGCCGCGUGUGCCCGGCAGUACUCGGCUUUCUUCCAAGCCACAGAUCUGCCCUAUGACGUUGAGGAUGCCGUCAUGUACUGGAUAAAUAAGGUAAAUGAACAUUUGAAAGACAUAAUGGAACAAACACAGAAAUUGAAAGACCACCACACAGUGGAAGCUUCAGGAGGCCAAAAGGCUCGUUACAGGAAAGAGCAGACAUUGCUUAAGCAACUGCCUUGCAUUCCGUUGGUAGAAAAUUUGUUGAAAGACGGCUCCGAUGGCUGUGCGUUAGCUGCCCUUAUUCAUUUUUACUGUCCUGGUGUCGUCAGAUUAGAAGAUAUUUGCUUGAAAGAAACCAUGUCUUUGGCUGAUAGCCUCUAUAAUCUGCAGCUGAUUCAAGAAUUUUGCCAAGAAUAUUUGAACCAGUGUUGCCAUUUCGCCCUGGAAGACAUGCUGUAUGCCGCUUCCUCCAUAAAGAGUAACUACCUGGUGUUCAUGGCGGAGCUCUUCUGGUGGUUUGAGGUCGUGAAGCCCUCCUUCGUCCAGCCCCGCGAUGCUCGUCCGCAAGGAGCUGAACCUGUGGACGAUCUGCCCUCAGUUCCUGUCUUAACUGCUGCCCAGAGAAACGCCUUGGACAGCUCUGACUUCACCCCAAGUGGGGAAGGAGCUGCGCUUACACACUCGCGUCCUCAUUUGCCUUCUAGACACUCACGUCCCCAAGCUCAUCCUUCAGCCUCAGGAGGAAUAAGAAGGUCUUCAUCUAUGUCCUAUGUUGACGGCUUCAUAGGGACAUGGCCCAAGGAGAAAAGAUCAUCAGUGCAUGGCGUUUCAUUUGAUAUUUCCUUUGAUAAAGAAAGUAGUAUACAGAGAUCCACUCCAAGCCAAGGAAUCACUCGUUCUAUUAGUAAUGAAGGACUUACUCUGAACAACAGUCGUGUAUCCAAGAACAUGAGGAAAAAUCUGUCCUUCAAGCCAGUAAAUGGGGAGGAGGGAGCCAGAAGCAUUGAACAAGGACUUCACGUGGGCUCUCACGGCCGCCUGACGGCCUACGUGCCCCUGGACACAAACGAAGUAGGUUCUAAGCAGAGCAUGGCUCACAGGCUUCCGAACGGAGCUCUGCAGAGCAGAGUGCUGCUCGAUGAGUUCGGCAGUCAGGUCGGGACCCCCAGCAUCGAAGAAGCAUUACAGAUAAUCCACGACACCGAGAAGCCCGCCCACACCCCUCGGCCGGACCAGCUUGCGAACGGCUUCUUUCUCCACAGCCAGGAGAUGGGCGUCCUGAACUCCAGCGUCCCGCGCAGCCAGUCCAGUCCCGAGAGCAUCGCGGACACGAAAGGCGCCUCGAGCCCCGUCACUGACAACACGGAGGUGGACACGGGGAUCCACGUCCCUUCAGACGACAUUCCGGAAACUAUGGAUGAAGACUCUUCCCUGAGAGACUACACCGUGAGUCUGGACUCCGACGUGGACGACACGUCCAAAUUCCUCCAGGACUACAACCCCAGAGAGGCCUUGAGUCCCUGUCCCAGCACCGUCAGCACCAAGUCCCAGCCCGGGAGCAGCGCCUCCUCCAGUUCCGGCGUGAGGAUGACCAGCUUUGCCGAACAGAAAUUCAGGAAGCUGAAUCCCACCGACGGAAAAAGCAGCGGCAGCAGUUCUCAGAAGACCACGCCGGAGGGCUCGGAGCUCAACAUCCCUCACGUGGUGGCCUGGGCGCAGACCCCAGAGGACACGGGCCUUCCGCACGGCCGGGACACCACGCAGCUGCUGGCCUCCGAGGUGGUGCAUCUCAGGAUGAAGCUGGAGGAGAAACGGCGGGCCAUCGAGGCCCAAAAGAAGAGGAUGGAGGCCGCGUUCACCAGGCAGAGGCAGAAGGUGGGGCGGACGGCCUUUCUCACCGUGGUGAAAAGGAAAGGGGACGGCCCCUCCCCGCCCCGGGAGGAGGCGGCUGGCGCGGAAGACGGGAAAGCGUACGCGGAGCGGCUGCCUGAGAAGGAGCCGCAGACGGCGAACGGGCCGAGGAGCGGGUCCCCGGCGGACCCCAAGGAGGGCGCGGAGAGCCCCGUGGGCAGGUGGCCGCCGUCCCCGAGCGCGCCCAGCGACCCCGAGGGGCCGUGGAGCCCGGCCGGCCCCGCGGAGGAGCCGCCGCAGGACGGCGAGCUGCUGGAGCACACGCGCUCCAUCGAGAGGCUCAACGCCUCCCUGCUCGUCCUGCAGCGGGAGAUGCAGCGCCUGGCGCUGCAGCAGGAGCUGCUGAUGCACAUGCGCGAGCAGCAGGCCUGGGUCAUCUCCCCGCCCCCGCCCUCUCCGCACCGGCCGGCCCGCGCAGGGAAGCCCCACCGGCCGCCGGCCGAAGCCCCCCGCCCUGCCCACGCGUCUCCGCAGCCCGCUGCCAGGAAGAGCGCCUCCUUCUCCGUCAAAACUCAGAGAACUCCCAGGCCAAACGAAUUGAAACUCACGCCCUUGCACCGAACGCUGACGCCUCCUCGCUCUGUGGACAGCCUCCCUCGGCUCAGGAGGUUCUCUCCGAGUCAGGUCCCCAUUCAGACCAGGUCCUUCGUGUGCUUGGGGGGCGGCGGAGAGCCGGAAGCGAAGGAGUCCGGACGCGAGGAGGGGGAGGAGGAGGGGGAGGGGCCCACGGGCCCUCGGGAGCAGCACGGGCGCAUCCUGGAGGGCGAGGAGGCGCGGGCCCCGCCCCCUGCGGCUCCCGAGGGCCUGGCGCGGCCCGCCACAGAGGCCGCGAGGCCCACCCGGGGCGAGGACUGCGUGAGUCAGCCUGCAGAGCCUCCUUGCAGACCUGCCUUCCCACCUGCUGCUCCUAAAAGUGCUAAUCUGAUCGAAGUCUCCCUCUCAGAUUUGAAAGCCCCUGAAAAGGCUGAUGUAUCUGUUGAAAAAUAUGACGGAGAAAGUGAUAAAGAGCAAGUUGAUGAUGAGCAGAAAGUAUGCUGUGGAUUCUUCUUUAAGGAUGAUCAAAAAGCAGAAAAUGAUAUGGCGAUGAAACGGGCAGCUUUGUUGGAGAAACGAUUAAGAAGGGAGAAAGAGACCCAGCUGCGGAAGCAACAGCUGGAAGCUGAGAUGGAGCACAAGAAAGAGGAGACCAGGCGUAAAACCGAGGAAGAACGUCAGAAGAAGGAAGAUGAGCGAGCCCGCCGGGAGUUCAUCCGGCAGGAGUACCUGAGGCGCAAGCAGCUGAAGCUCAUGGAAGACAUGGACACGGUCAUCAAGCCUCGGCCUCAGGGAGCAAAGCAGAAAAAGCAGCGGCCGAAGUCUAUCCACAGAGACCACAUUGAAUCCCCCAAAACACCCAUAAAAGGUCCUCCAGUCUCUAGCCUUUCUUUGGCGUCACUGAACACAGGCGACAGCGAGAGUGUGCAUUCAGGCAGGAGGACCCCGAGAUCAGAGUCUGUUGAAGGCUUCUUGUCUCCGAGCCGCUGUGGCAGUAGAAAUGGCGAAAAGGACUGGGAGAACGCUUCCACCACCUCUUCUGUGGCUUCUGGAACAGAGUACACAGGACCAAAGCUCUUCAAAGAACCCAGUGCAAAAUCCAAUAAGCACAUAAUACAAAAUGCUUUAGCUCAUUGCUGUUUGGCUGGAAAAGUAAAUGAAGGUCAGAAGAAAAAAAUACUGGAGGAAAUGGAGAAGUCAGAUGCCAACAACUUCCUAAUCUUGUUCCGGGAUUCAGGCUGCCAGUUCAGGUCUUUGUAUACUUACUGCCCAGAGACUGAAGAGAUUAAUAAGCUGACUGGGAUAGGCCCUAAAUCUAUCACUAAAAAGAUGAUCGAGGGCCUUUACAAAUAUAAUUCGGACAGGAAACAGUUCAGCCACAUCCCCGCUAAAACUUUAUCUGCCAGUGUUGAUGCAAUUACCAUUCACAGCCAUUUAUGGCAGACCAAGAGACCAGUGACGCCCAAGAAACUUUUACCCACUAAAGCGUAGGAACCGGGAAAUAUUUGCUUCAGAACAUUCAUGCUAAGUUUGCACUUCAUCUUUCCUGCCUAUAGAAAACCUUUCUAAUUGCCAACAGACUUUUAUUAAUUGAAACUGGACAUCCAGCUCUGUUGUCAUGACAACUGGAAUGUAGACCGCAGUGUUUGGAGUGCAGGAGGACCCACGUGGGUGAUAGGCCAGGCGGUGACGCGCUGUCCAGCUCACAGGUGGAGGUUCGCCUGCUUGGUAUUCGAUACGUCGAAGCACUGAGUUCUCACAUGGACACUAGUUGAAAUACGGCUAAGAUUACGAAUUGUGUGUUUUGUUUGUUGCUUUUUUUAAAAAACUUUUUAACGUACAUGCCUGUCUUCAGAUGGUUUAUUUUGCUGUUUUUCUCUGCUGGGGGUUUGUUCCAAGAUACCUUUGUAUUUUGUUUCACGUGGAGAUCAUGCGAGUAGGAAAUAGGCCUUCAGAGGUAACUUGCGUCUUUCUUAGGAUGCUGAGAGAAACACUAGUGUUUAGUUUUACAGCAACCCUCAUGUUUUAAUGGUGUUAGAGCAUUUGCAAGAAUUAUUCUGCUAAGUAUUUACAAUUCCGUAUUUAUUAUUCACUCAAGUAUUAACGUUUCUCUAUUAAAUAAGAGGAGAAGUUGUGAAGAGCUGCUAUAGGUUCACUUAAACCACAUGAGCUUAACCAAGAAGAUGUUAUUAGAAGUUGCUGAUUAAAUCAGUGCUGUUUUUACACCACUUCUCGCCAACUCAGAAUAAUUUGGAUUGUUCUUUUAACAAAAAGGCCUUCUAUCUCUCUUAAAGUAUGUCACUUUAUAAGCUGGCGGAAGUGAAGGACGCUUGGAGAAUAGUCUCGGAAUCUGAGGAUGUAAGACUUCCUGCCAUGAGUUCUCAAGAGGUCUUUACAUUAUAUUUAUAACUGAUAUAAAAAAUUAUAUUUAGAAUUUUUAAACAUGUACAAAGGGCUACGUUUUGAUUUUAAAAUAGCUUCACAUUCUUUCGCUUAUGUUGAGUUUUUCUUCUUGUUUAUCCUUUUCAGGUGGUUCAGCUUAGAUUAAGUUCACACUUGAAAUCUUCUCUGUGUGGUCUUUGUUCCUUUAACAGUGUAUACCAGAGGGUUAGUUGGGGAAAAACUUCAUUCUCAGGAAAAGACUUGAAUGAUUCUGUGACCCUGUUAUGUUUCAGUGUUGUGACAACCGUGUAAACUUAGAGGGAAAGACAGUAUUGUAGCAUAUAUGAGAUGUGUAGUCUGUUUUCUUUCACGGGAAGUGGAGACUAAAAUUUAUACAUUUCUCUAAUUGAGUUGUUUAGAGAAAUAACUAAUAUCUCAUAUGAUGUAUUUACUUAUUUUUUAAAAAGAGUAGGAAUGAGAUGUCCCUGAACUGUACUUUUCUAUUAUUAUAAGGCCUUUAGGCAUCAGUGCAUCUGGGUUAUCAACAUUUUCUCAAACGCUGUCAAUAUUUUACUGUAAUUUAUGUUCUUAUAUUUAUGUAUAUUUGUUAAAACUGUAAAAAAAAAAAAAUUCACAGAUUUUUUUCCAGUACCUGUGCAAGAUAUAUGUGUAGCUCAGAACUAUUUGUGAUCUACUGUUUGCAUGUAAGAGACCAGGAUAUAUGUAACUCUUAUAUUUUAAGUGUAUACAUAUUGUGUAUAUAAUAUAUGGAGAUUUAAACUGGGGGAACUGCACAUUUUA
Molecule: messenger RNA, 6078 nt
Organism: Lipotes vexillifer (Yangtze River dolphin)
Lineage: Eukaryota; Metazoa; Chordata; Mammalia; Artiodactyla; Lipotidae
Gene: CAMSAP2
Product: calmodulin regulated spectrin associated protein family member 2
Exons: 17
Coding region: 1-4386 (1461 amino acids)
Biological process (GO): negative regulation of microtubule depolymerization; cytoplasmic microtubule organization; neuron projection development
Cellular component (GO): microtubule minus-end
Molecular function (GO): spectrin binding; calmodulin binding; microtubule minus-end binding
Source: RefSeq, a predicted model, not a curated record